Messenger RNA from Trametes versicolor FP-101664 SS1, 5316 nucleotides. Its product is annotated as Pkinase-domain-containing protein. Lineage: Eukaryota; Fungi; Basidiomycota; Agaricomycetes; Polyporales; Polyporaceae. Bases 1 to 5316 code for a protein of 1771 amino acids. Gene Ontology annotation, biological process: protein phosphorylation. The record is from RefSeq and is a predicted model, not a curated record. Gene Ontology annotation, molecular function: protein kinase activity; ATP binding; protein binding. The transcript is spliced from 7 exons.
AUGGCGGCAGCCGUUGCCAAACUCAACAUAUCUAUAUCCAAGCCCCUCUCCAUGGUCUCCCAAAAGCACGCCGAUCCGGGUGCCCCGCUGGGCACAGGCGCGGCAUCUUCUUCCCGGCUCCAAUCGCACACGUCGGAAGCCCAGCCGAAGACAUUCAGUCGCCUGCGCUCUUCGCUCGAACAGAGCCUGCGGACCGCGACAAAGUCCAAGGCGAAAUCUCCGGCAGCAGUUGACGAGUCAGGCGUGCUCUCUCCCGGAGCGGGCAAGGGCAAGGGGAGGGCGUCCGAGGACGAUGCCCCGAAGGAGAAGGAGAAGGCCAGAUCGAGGAUGCUAUCUAAGGUUUCGUUCCGCCGGCCGGGGAGGGAUGUGUCGACGCCUUCGCCCGUCCCCGCCGUUCCGCCCUUGGCCAGCGAACAGAGCCAGGGUGCGCGCGCAGUGCGGGAUCGGGACAAACCAAAGGACAAGGACAAAGUUCGUCUCGCGGGCCACACCAGCUUCUUGACGCCCUCGUUGCGGCAAGCCUCCAUGUCUUCCCCCACAUUGCAUCUAUCCGCGCAGCCCAUCCCUUCCUCCUUCACACAACCCUUCGCUCUCCCCAGCGGCUCGACCUCCAAUGUUGCUGCUCUCGUAUCACCACCUCGAGACCGUACACGAAGGUCGAGCGCCCAGCCUGCAGUAAGUCCAAAGGAUAUCAGUGGUCCGACUCCCUUGGCCCCCCGGCGAGACCUACGCUCCAAUGGCACUUCCUCACCAACCCCCAGGGAUAGCAGCGAGAUGCAGCGGCCAUCCAAACAGUCUCGGCCACCUCCACUCUCCUUUGCCUCGUCACCCACCGCUCCUUCGUUACACUCCCGCGAGCUCCAGUCGCGCUCUCCACCACCACCAGAGACCCCGACGCGCAGGUCGAGGGAAGCAACGAGAUCACCUGAUCUGUCGCCCCCAAGCUCGCCGUCGCCUCGAGGAUUCGGUGUGAGCUCCUCGAGAAGGGCUGCAGCGAGUGCCAGCCAUUUGCCAUUAGGUCUAGGCUCACCCCCGUCUUCCCCCACGACGCCUCGCGCGACGAGUCCCACACUGGCUCGCUCAUCUUCACGCACCCCCACGACGCAUCGCAAUAUUCCCUCCGCAGCUUCCACAUCGCAUCUGCCCCUCAAUUCCGCAUCACCUUCGAAUCGACGGCCGUCCUUGGACAGCGCUCGACCGAACAUCCCGCCAUCACCGUCGCCUUCCCGCGCGGCGUCUCCCGUCACCCCUGCCCGUACGCGAGCCGUAUCCCCCACGCAACGCAACUACUCGCCUAGCUAUGGCCAGAACCGCCUGUACAACGCGUCGACCACGUCGCUCGCUGCGCCCGCGAAUCCGGAGCACCGGGAGCUCAUACGAUCGGCGACGGCUUUCCUGUGCCGAGAGAUGCUGAAGCCGCCAGCGCAGUUCGGCAAAUCCGGCUUGGAGCCGAAGGACUGGGAAGAGGUCGAGGUGCGGCUGAGGGCGCUGGCGCGCGUUGAGCGGAUAUGGACGAGAAGCGGGGCGGUCGCGAGCUCAUCGCAGGUGAAUGUUUCGGCCCUGGGAAACGGCGUCGCGUCGGGAAGCGAGGAGAAGGAAAGGCGGCUGUUUGGGGAGGCGCUGAGGGAUGGCUAUGUGCUCUGCCAGUGCCUGAACAAGCUCUUCCCGAACUCCAUCGCUCGAGUUGAUCGGCGAGAGGACGGGUUCGUGCGGACGUCGAAUGUCACGAAGUUCCUGGCGGCGUGUUCUACCGUCGGGCUGGGCUCGGACAAGCUCUUCCACCGCGACGACCUAAUCGAGGCGACGAGUGAGUGCCUUGCGCGGGUUGCGAAAACGGUCAUCGCGCUCUCGCAGCUGGCCGAGUUUCCUCCUGCACCGUCGAACGCGAUCCUAGGUGGGUCGCGGAUGGGCAUGAGUCCAUAUGGCCAGAACACCCGCGCCGCCGCGUCAACGCCGAACCUCAGCAUGUCGCAGUUACAGCGCUCGACGUCGCCAGUCGGACCUAGCUCGCCUGGACAGAGGAAAAGGUGGAGUCCCCAUCAGCAUUUACCGACUGUGCGCUCCGACAGCCCGAACGAGGACUCCAGCGACGGCAAGACCGUGAACAACGACGAUGUCUUCGGCAGCAAACCUUCCACCCCUGUUCCAAGCAGCGUUGACCGAGAUGAGGUCCCACCGAUGGUCAUGACCCCUCCUCCGCGCUCACCCCUUCGUGUCCGUCCUGUCGUCGAGCGCAUAUCCAUUGCCGACUCGACCCGCGCUUCUGUCGGCGACUCCGUCAUGGGGUCUAUGGCCGAGUCUUUCGAAGUGCCUGCGGCGAUGAGGCAGUCCCAGGCCUCUAGCAACAUGACCGACUCCACUAACUUCUCCACCGCCUUCUCGAGCCUUUUGGAUCCCCCACGGAGUCCAACGAGCGUCAACAAUAAGUUCGGCACGAUUCGGACGGUCACGACGGAGGCGACCUCCGAGUCGCCGUCGAUGACGCGCACCGAGGGCAGCUCGAUCGCCCCUUCGUUCAAGGAGGAGGGUCGAUAUCGUGGCAUGGACUCACCUACACGUCCGUCGCGCGAGCGUCGGCCGAGCGAGACCGCUAUUGUGGACUUGUCCAGGGUCGUCGAAGAGUCCGAGGACGGUCUGGCGAGUACGCGGGGUGCGAGGUCCAAGGGAGAGAAGCAAAGUCCAGAGCGAGCGCGCUCACCUCUCAGGACAGCCCCUGUCCCCAUAAAGCUGGGGAAGGGGAAGUGGCCCGACGACUUUCUCGGCUUGGACACGUUCCAGGCGCCGAAGUCCUCCCUCCUCGACGACGACGAUUCCUUCUCUCUCAGCGCAUCUGUCCACACGCCACUCUCCAUCUCGCCUCCGCGCAGCAAGCUCGUGAUCGCUGCAUCGCGCUCCCCUAACGAGAGUGUCGAGUCGUUGCCUCAGUUCUCGCCGCGCCGCCCAACACACCGCGCGCGGCACAGCGUCGACACGCCCGGGCUGCUUCCGAAGGACGCCCUGCUGCGGCGCGACUCGAGUCCGGAUGCAGGCGCGUCGCCGUCCCGACGGGUGGUGCUCCGGCGCAGCAGCUCGAAGGCCGCGGGCAACCGGAAUGGCAUCUACAUCCCCCACAAAGAGGGCUCGGCGUCGCCAGACGACAGCGACGCGGCGGUGCCGUUCCCGCGUUCGGUGUCGGGCGAGCACUCGUCGACGCCGCCGGGGGCUGGGUUCGUGUUCCCGUCGGCGUCGCCCAAUGACUCGAAGACGGACGUGAGUAGCGUGCUUGGGGUUGACCGCCCACGGUUGCCACGGGGGCGGUUCCAGAGCGAGAUCGACGCUGCGAGCUCGAGGAGGAAGCCGAGGCCGAACUCGUACGAUGAGCUGGGUGCGAAGCCGAGGAGGUCACGGUUCGAGAGCAUGGUGAACCUGGGCGUCGCCUCGAGCAAUGCGAGCGCGAGCGAUCUUAUGUCGCGCGAUUCGCUGGAUGGUAGUGGCGUACGGCAGACGUUGAUAGUGCGGGAGGAUGGCAAGGCACCGACGCAGUUCCAACUGGGGAACUGCAUUGGCCGUGGGCAAUUCGGCGCUGUGUACAGGGCGCUGAAUUUGAACACCGGGCAGAUGGUGGCGGUCAAGCGGAUUAGGCUAGAGGGCCUGAAGGAGGACGAGAUUUCCCAGCUCAUGAGGGAGGUCGAUCUCGUCAAGAGCCUCUCGCACCCGAGCAUUGUCAAGUACGAGGGCAUGGCCCGGGACGACACCUCGCUCAACAUCGUUCUCGAGUACGCGGAGAACGGCUCCUUGGGUCAGACCUUGAAGGCGUUCGGGAAGCUCAACGAGCGCCUCGUCGCAAACUAUGUCGUCAAGAUCCUCGAGGGUCUGCACUACCUACACCAGAACGACGUCGUGCACUGCGACCUGAAGGCGGCAAACAUUCUGACGACGAAGAACGGCAAUGUCAAACUGUCGGACUUUGGCGUCUCGCUGAACCUGAGGGCGAUGGAGCGGGAGAUGAAGGACGUCGCCGGCACGCCGAACUGGAUGGCGCCCGAGGUCAUCGAGCUCAAGGGCGCGUCGACAAAGUCGGACAUCUGGUCGCUCGCCUGCACCGUCAUCGAGUUGCUCACUGGUCGGCCUCCGUACGCCGACAUCGCCAACAGCAUGUCUGUUAUGUUCCGCAUCGUGGAGGACGAACGGCCGCCGCUGCCUGAGGAAUGUUCUGAGAACCUGCAGAGCUUCUUGAAGUGGUGUUUCAAUAAGGACCCUACUAAGCGACCGAACGCUGAACAGCUUUGUGAGCAUGAGUGGCUCAAGAAGCACUCUGCGGCUCACAAAGAACUGCGGCCCCAAGACAGUAUUCCGUUUUUGCGCCGCGUCAGCGCCGACAUGCAGAAGUCGAAGGCUAUCCGCUACCUAGCGGACUUGGAGAUGCCUGACUCUGACCGGUCGUCCGCGGAUCAACGCCCGAGCCCUCUCGACCUGCCCGGCUCCCCGCCACGGCGAAGGCUAUCGAACGACCCAGAGCCAAUCUCACCCCGGGAACACUCCUUCGUCAAAACGACCUUCGGGAAACCGGUCAUCUGCAGGGUCUGUCUUCAGAGUGUCAAGAAGAGCGCCGUGCUCUGCGAACAGUGCAGUCUCAUUGCCCACGCACGAUGCUCAGGAAACGCCCCGCCGACUUGCGACCUGCGAUCCCAGCUGCUGCUGUACGCGCAGUACGCGGAGAAUGGCAGCUCCUCCCCCAUGGACAUUCUCGCUGCCGCAGCGCAAGGCGGACCGCCCACUAGCCCUACCAGUCAGACGUCCGACGACGGCUUCUCACGGCGAACAAGUAUGGAUUCCGUUCAACCCCACACCCCGGGACAGCAAGGCCAUCUAGCCCAUCCCCCCACGGCAUUCAAAGUCUUCGCCGCAUUCAAGCGCUCAAAGUCGUCGCUGACCAUAGACCAAGACCACCAGUCCACGACCUCGCUCUCGCCAACCCCACCAGUUCCCCAGCCCGUCCGCCAAGUCUCAAACAAGCGCUCGGUGCUGCACCGCAAGAGCACGCGCGACAGUAAAGACCGUCCACAGUCCAUCUCGAGCAACAGCACGUCGCCGAACUCGGCGAGCAUGCGCAGCGCAGUCACCGCGGCGGAGAGCAUGUCGAGCAACAGGCACAGCAGCCACAUGUCGGGCGACAAGUCGGACAGGCUGUCGCGCAUGACAUCGUUCUCGGCGGUCUCUGCGGCGUCUGGUGCGGAGACUGAGCGGGACGAGCCUCGGCUCGUAGGCGGGCUGCCGCCCCCGACUCACCGCGAGAAGCGGCGCGACCGAGACAGCGGGGGGUGUUCCGUACAAUGA